Molecule: messenger RNA, 1149 nt
Organism: Lodderomyces elongisporus
Lineage: Eukaryota; Fungi; Ascomycota; Pichiomycetes; Serinales; Debaryomycetaceae
Exons: 1
Coding region: 1-1149 (382 amino acids)
Cellular component (GO): TTT Hsp90 cochaperone complex
Source: RefSeq, a predicted model, not a curated record
AUGUUGAUUGAAGAGGUUCCACUGACAGAAACAGAUCGAGAUUUCAAUUUGGUGGUAGAAAGCUUGCAUGAUCUAAAGCAUCCUGCUCUGCGGUAUACAAAAGAUUUACAAUCCAUCGAAUCUUCUACAGCAACCGGUGCAAUCAGCAUCAACUAUGAAUUAAUCAAAGCAAUAUCCCUUCAUGCAAACCCCAACCUUGCUUGGUGCUCACAGCAAAAUUCGCAGAUUGUCCAGUCUAUAAUAAACAAAAAUGAUAUACUGCAGUAUAUAACUCCAUUUAUUAAUCAGGAAUUUAGACCCAAUUUGAGGAAAGUUGAAAAGCAAGCCAACUCAAGCAAGAUAGGUAAACUGGGUGGUCUUCGACCGCACCUCAGUUUUUUCCAAGACCAAAAGUUUGAUCCGGUUCCUCUUGCACAAGCAUGGUUUCUUCUUGAAGCUACUGGCAAUAAAGAACGUGAGGUGAAUAUGCUUGUCCUACUUUUACUAAUCGAUGACUUUCACUUUGGUAUACAGGGGCAAAUACAAGCAUGUCACAUGGUGAGGAAAUUGAAGAUCCUCACGCCUAAUUUGGUGCCUCAAUUGCGAGAGUGUUUGAAGAAAUGUCUCUUGCACAUUCCACCUGUCACAGAGGAAACUGAAUCGUUGAAUAUUCUACAAGUUGCUUUUCCGUGCUUAUAUAAGGUGGACGAUGAAUAUGACAAUAAAAGUUUAAACUUUAUUGAUACUAUUGCCUCUAUACUAAAGUCAUUAAACUAUGUUGUCAACCAUGAGAAAGUAAUUAUCUUUUUAUUGGAGCAAUUACAAAUUUGCGUUAAGAGCAUUGGCAAAGAUGUAUUAGUUUCUAUUUCAAAGAUCUUUUAUAUGAUGAAUCAAAUCAUUGUAAAUUUUGCAAUGAUUGAGAAACCAAAUGUCAUCUUGGCAGCAUUGAAGUUACAAAGUGAAGUGCUACAAGUGGAGUCUCCAUUGGUGUACAGUUUUGUAUAUGAUUUGAUUGGUGCUUAUACAGUUUUACUGAAACGAUUACUCAAGUAUAAAGUAGCUGCUGGUAUUCAAGAGCAAAUUAAAAUGAAUCUAAGUCAAUUGGAAAAGUUGGCUGAAAUGAGUGGAAAACUGGAUGAAUUUAGUAACCUAUGUACGUAUAUACAAUGA